AUGUUACAUGAUGUUCAAUCCUCAAAUGUAAGUAGAUCUGGAGAUCCUAUUCAUGUCACACAGUGUCCUGUUCAGGCGACAUUCUCGGCAUACCAUCAAGGUGAAAGCGAGACAAGAUCGUACCAUGAUGUACAAUACCAAUCAUAUUUUGAAGACUACCACAAGGAACGCACAAAUAACUGUGGUGCUUUCAUCUCUCAGCAUUGUUCUAGUAACAAAUCAGAGCAAAUUAAUGAGAGGCAAAGCGGAGCACCGUAUACUUUCACAGAGUCACCGUCUUCUACGAUGUGUAUAUCCCAGCAUUUCAGAUCGGGUACAAACAGCCGGUCACAAUUGGACAAUUACUGCUGGAAAUUCAAGAAUGGAAAGUGGAAACCAUUUGAUGAUAUUGAACGGAAGACUCGAGCGGGAGGAAUUUAUUUACAUCCGGACUCGCCUAGUAACGGAGCUUUCUGGAUGAAAGAAAACGUGGUUUUUAACAAACUAAAACUCACAAACAUUGCGAGAGAUGUUAGCGGACAAAUAUACCUGAAUUCAAUGCAUAAAUAUCAGCCCCGGGUUCAUGUGGUUGAAGUAGGUCAGAAUAGAGCUGGGGAUCCGGACACAUUACAGACAAAAGUGUUUCAGGAGACCCAAUUCAUAGCUGUAACAAGCUAUCAGAAUGUGGAGAUUACACAGUUGAAGAUUGAUAAUAAUCCGUUUGCUACAGGUUUUCGGGAUUCAAAACACGGAAAUGAAACUUCGAACAGAAAUAUGCCAGGUUGCCAACACAACGAAACACUUUUUUUGGAAGACAAUGUAUUAUUUCCAAGCAUAAACUCAUCCGAUGAUAGCUUUGUGUCUGGCGCGCAUAUGAUAAAAAGUGAAAAUGAGCGCACAAUAAAUGAAUGUCAUGAUCCAACAAAUGGAUAUUCCGUGUCUAAUCCUACGUAUUCGCCUUAUUACCAAAGUUCGAGCUAUUCCUCCGCGGGUGUUAUUUCAUCCACAAAUCAACAUGGCGAUUUGCAAGUAGCAAUGACGUUUAACCAGUUAAGUACCGAUCAGGAAGGGCAAUUCUUAAUGAAUAUGAGUGAUGUAAUGCGUAAGCAGCCGGAUGAUCAAAUGUACGGGGUAGAGCCUACUACAAAAACGAAUCAAGUAUUCUGGUAUGAUGUUUGAUGCUGAAUGAAUUACAGGUUAAAUCUGAAAAUGUCUAUGGAAAAGGUAAAACUGUAAAAAAAUGAAAUAUUAUUUCAUUACAAAAUUGAUACAAAAACAUCACAUAAUAAUUUAUCGUCUGUCGUAUUUACAAUGUUGCAAAACAUCACAUAAUAAUUUAUCGUCUGUCGUAUUUACAAUGUUGCAUAACAUCACAUAAUAAUUUAUCGUCUGUCGUAUUUACAAUGUUGCAUCUGUUAAAAAAAAAUUGAAAUUUGGGACGCUUUGUUUAUAAAAGAGUUGUAUUCUUUUAUAGAAAACAAGUUCGGCUGUAGAAUGUA
Molecule: messenger RNA, 1478 nt
Organism: Ruditapes philippinarum (Manila clam)
Lineage: Eukaryota; Metazoa; Mollusca; Bivalvia; Venerida; Veneridae
Product: T-box transcription factor TBX5-like
Exons: 6
Coding region: 1-1158 (385 amino acids)
Biological process (GO): regulation of transcription by RNA polymerase II; cell fate specification; positive regulation of DNA-templated transcription
Cellular component (GO): nucleus
Molecular function (GO): RNA polymerase II cis-regulatory region sequence-specific DNA binding; DNA-binding transcription factor activity, RNA polymerase II-specific
Source: RefSeq, a predicted model, not a curated record